CACCGCAGCGCACCGCCCCACGGCCGGCGCGCUGCCCGGUGCCGUGCUGCAUGGCCGGAGAGCUGGUUGUGGGGAGCGCGCUGGGGGGCAGCGGGAGCGCGCCCCACGGCCGCCCCUUCAUCUGCUCGUUCCCGGGCUGCGACUCUUCCUUUAACAAGGGUUGGAAGUUGGACGCGCACCUCUGCCGGCACACGGGCGAGAGACCCUAUGUCUGCCCUUACGAUGGCUGCGGUAAAGGCUUCACCAGAGACUUCCACCGCGCUCGACACAUUCUUACGCACACCGGGGAAAAGCCGUUUGAGUGCACAGCUGAUGGCUGCAAUGAGAAAUUCAGAACAAAGUCAAACUUAAAGAAGCACAUUGAGCGCAAGCAUCAGAAUCGGAAAAGGCAAUAUGUGUGUGACUUCGAGGGCUGUAAUGAGUCUUUCAGGAAGCAUCAACAACUUAAAGUUCAUCAGUGUUACCACACCAAUGAGCCUCCCUUCAAAUGUAAUAAUGAAGGAUGUGGAAAGUGCUUUUCUACCCCAAGUCAUCUGAAGCGGCACGAAAAGAUUCAUGAAGGCUAUGCAUGCAAGAAAGAAGACUGCUCAUAUACUGGAAAAACUUGGUCAGAGCUUCUGAAACAUAAUAAAGAAAGUCAUGCAGACAUAAUCAUUUGCAGUGAGUGUAACAAAACUUUUAAAAGGAAAGAUUACCUCAAGCAGCAUCAAAAAGUACAUGCUGCUGAGAGGGAGGUCUGCAGAUGCCCAAAAGAAGGAUGUGGGAGAACUUACACAACUGUAUUUAACCUUCAAAGUCAUAUCCUCUCUUUUCACGAGGAGCAAAAACCAUUCUCUUGCAAUUAUCCAGGCUGUGGAAGAACAUUUGCAAUGAAGCAGAGUCUAGCAAGGCAUGCAGUUGUACAUGAUCCUGAAAAGAAAAAGCUGAACUUGAAAAAAAAGCGCUCUCGUCCUAAGAGGAGCUUAGCCUCUCGUUUGAGCGGCUACAUUCCUCCUAAAACACAGCCAGGGAUGGAUGCUGUUGUGACACAAAGCAAGACAAUGGAUAAGCCCAUGGAAAGUGAAAUACCAGCUGUUGAAAUUCUGACUCUGCAGUAAAGGUGGACUGAGACGACAUUCUUCAUGGAAUAAUCAAUGUUUAGGAAGGUUACCAGAGGAAUUAAGCCAUUUCCUAACACUUAGGCUGAAUUCCUGACUCAUCCUGUUUUUGCUGUUUGAAGAUGUCCAGGAAAGUGGACUGCAUCUGACUCAUCCCCACCAUCCUCUUCCACUAGAUUUGGACAUUCCUCUUAAGGGGCAGUAUUGUUCUAAGGUCAGCAGAACCUGGUAGUAUUGAACUCACUGAUACAGUGGAUUCAUAUAACAAGCUGAACUCUUAAGCUCACAAUCAAGCUUUUAAAUUUAAGGACAUAAAUCUGGAUAUCCAGUUCUUCCUGUUACUCUUUCCCUGUGAAUUCAACUUCUAUGAAAAGUUUUUGUUCCUUUUGGAUGAAUCAAUAUCACAGUUUUCUUCGACAAAUUUAGUAGAGAAGAUCAUCAGGGAAACCUAAUUCACUGCACAUAUUAAAAGGAAAAAAGAAAACAAAUUCUUACACGGAAUCUUUACAAAAAAAGCCACUUGCGCAAAUGACAGUGGAAGCAAGUUCAAGGCCCUGCAGUUAUACUAGUAAGUAAGUUGCCACCAGCUCCCCAACUUAUUUAUAGAUGUUUACUUUGCCAGUCUUGGAACACUAUCCCAGUCGUUUUUCACACAGCAGUGGGCAACUAACAUUAGCCACCAUUGCACAAAUGCAACAGUUAGAUUAAUGAAAUAAUCCAGCUAAAAUAGCAGCAGAGUCUUUUUUAAGCCUUACUACUAAACUUUUCAGUGAGUGACCUGGCUUAAGGCAUUGGCAAGGAAAUUUCACCAGCACAGUUAAUAAGGUGGGGCUGCAAAGGAGUAGGAACUGUUUAGACUCUGCUGUCAAGGCCAGUACUGUAAGUGCAUUCUUAACGCAUGGUGUUUGAUAUGCCUCUAUGGGACUACUUUCCUAGAACUGCAGUGUUUGAACAGAAGCAGCUGAAGGUGGGACAGCCAUUCCUCUAAUGGGACACAGACCUUCACUUAUUUUUAGCAGUACAUGAUGUAUUAAAACAGUACUGAAUAGAGAGAAUACAAGUACAGUUAUGUAAUGAAACUGGUUGGUUCAGCUUUCAGAAGUGCACUUACCAUGUCUGUAUUGCUGUCUUUCGCUUGCCGGAUGGUAAUUUUAACUUGGUAUUUCUUUUCAAUCCA
Molecule: messenger RNA, 2274 nt
Organism: Neopsephotus bourkii (Bourke's parrot)
Lineage: Eukaryota; Metazoa; Chordata; Aves; Psittaciformes; Psittacidae
Gene: GTF3A
Product: general transcription factor IIIA
Exons: 10
Coding region: 51-1097 (348 amino acids)
Cellular component (GO): nucleus
Source: RefSeq, a predicted model, not a curated record